AUGUCGGACGCGAUGAUGGAUGAACGAGUGACUGAUGAGAUUGAGGCAUUGAAAGCAAUCCUAUUGGAUAAUGAACUUAACAUCAAGGAAAAUGAUAGAGGGGAGCCAGAAUAUAUCGAAACAAUACUAUUUCCAUCAACCGGCGAGGACUCACAAUCGCAAUAUGUUUGUGUUACACUGAUUGUACGAUUACCUUCGGGUUAUCCUGACAUUUCACCGACUAUCAAUUUAAGAAAUCCAAGAGGAUUGGACGAGAAUACGGUAAAGCUGAUGCAAUCUGAUGCUGAAGCCAAAUGUAAAGAUUUCAUAGGUCAGCCAGUCAUGUUUGAAUUAAUUGAGUUAAUACGAGAACAUCUGACAAGAAGCAAUCUUCCCACUGAUCAGUGCGCCGUAUGCUUGUAUGGUUUUCGAGAAGGAGAUGAAUUUACGAAGACGGAAUGCUAUCAUUAUUUUCAUUCACACUGUUUGGCGGCACACGUCGCCGCUGCCGAGAGAUAUUACAGGGAAGAGCAAGAGAAAUUACCGCAAUGGCAACAGGAUACUACAAAUAAGUUCCAAGCUAUAUGUCCCGUUUGCCGAGAAUCAAUCAACUGCGACGUUGAGAGCUUGUGGUCAGCGCCGCCGCCGAUUGACGUCGAAGCUGCCACCGAUUUCUCUGUCACCGCCGAAUUGAGGGAACUGCAGAAGCACAUGGCUGCUCUGUAUCUGCGGCAGCAACAGCGAGGCGGUAUAAUCGAUCUAGAAGCCGAAGGCGUGAAGAUGUUGGUGAGGACAGAGGAUGAUCCUGUGGCUGCUGCAGAAGAAGUCAGUCCACCCGGUACGAGUUUGAAUGCAUAUUCGAAUACCACCACCAUGCAAUCAGUCACACAAAUGCAACACUCUAAGCAGUCGACGCACCAGUCACAGAAUCAUCAUCACUCACAAUAUCAAUCACGUCAGAUGCAGCACAAUCACGGUCACAACAAUCACAAUCAUGGCCAUCGCCACCGAGGUCGCGGUCGAGCUCAUUACCGACGCCACUUUGACAAAGUCAGGCAGACGGAAUCUACUCCCAGAUGA
This is a messenger RNA of Cyphomyrmex costatus, 1059 nucleotides long. RefSeq names its product E3 ubiquitin-protein ligase RNF25. The transcript has 6 exons. Gene Ontology annotation, molecular function: ubiquitin protein ligase activity; protein binding. The record is from RefSeq and is a predicted model, not a curated record. NCBI's taxonomy places the organism in Eukaryota, Metazoa, Arthropoda, Insecta, Hymenoptera, Formicidae. Gene Ontology annotation, cellular component: nucleus. The coding region runs from base 1 to 1059 and encodes 352 amino acids. Gene Ontology annotation, biological process: protein ubiquitination.